Messenger RNA from Sclerotinia sclerotiorum 1980 UF-70, 1200 nucleotides. RefSeq lists its product as hypothetical. NCBI's taxonomy places the organism in Eukaryota, Fungi, Ascomycota, Leotiomycetes, Helotiales, Sclerotiniaceae. The transcript has a single exon. Gene Ontology annotation, biological process: regulation of alternative mRNA splicing, via spliceosome. Bases 1 to 1200 code for a protein of 399 amino acids. The record is from RefSeq and is a predicted model, not a curated record.
AUGUCGUUGCAAGGGGUUAUCUUAUGGUCUCAAUAUCACAUAGAACCAAAUGGUGCAAAACAACCUCCUGCGAAAAGGAAACCCAUAUUUGGUGGAGAUGACGAUUCAGAUGAGGAUACCAAAACUGGAGAUGGUGGAAUAGAGGAAAUUGGUGAGCUUGAAGAGCCACCAUCCAACCAAACUGUCGCGAAGCCUUUACAGAAAAAGGGUCUCCAAAUCUCGAUUGGAUCGAAACCAAAACUUAAUCCCUCGAAAAAAGCGCCCAUAAGUAUGUAUGGCGAUCUUUCGAGUUCGUUGACGUCGAAGAAACACGCGGAUACUGCAGAGGAGCUUGAUGCGAAUAUUUACGACUACGAUGCAGUUUACGAUUCGUUGAAGCCAAAGAAGAAAGUAGUGGUUGAGGAGGAAGAACGGAAGCCGAAGUAUAUGAGCAACCUUAUUGCAGCGGCUGCAGUGAGAAAGCGCGAUUCUACAAUCGCUGAGGAGAAGAAGCUUGCGAGAGAAAGAGAAGCCGAGGGGGAUGAAUUCGCGGAUAAGGAGAAAUUUGUGACAUCAGCAUACAAGAAACAACAAGAGGAGAAUCGCCGGUUGGAAGAAGAGGAACGAUUAAAGGAGGAAGAAGAGCAGAGAAAGAAUAAGGGAACAGGGAUGACCAACUUCUAUAAAAAUAUGCUUGAAAGGGGUGAACAGCAACACGCUGAGGUAGUAAAGGCUGCAGAGGAAAGGAUUAAACGAGGACCCCAAGAAGAUGCUACAGAGGAUGAAAGCACGAAGACUGAAGCAGAUAUAGCCCGGGAAAUCAACGAGAAACGUGCGGGAACUAUUACAGUCAACGAUGAGGGCCAGGUUGUUGACAAAAGAGAACUACUUAAAGGUGGAUUGAACGUGAUACCAAAGGCAAAAUCAGCGUCUAAUGCGAACUCAUCAAGAAGCGGAGGCUCAAUGCCUAAUCGUGGAAGAGGUAACGCAUUUGUAGGAGCCGGGGGUGGAAAACAAGCUAUGCGUGAACGACAGUCACGAAUGAUGGAAGAACAAUUAGAACAAGCUACCAAACGAGCGUUAGAAGAGGAGGAGGAAGAAAGGGAGAAAAUCGAAAGAGCUUCUAAGAGUAGAAAGACUGAAGGCGAUAUUAUGAGCGCCAAGGAGAGAUACCUUGCUAGAAAAAGAGAAGCGGAAGAAGCAAAGAAAAGAGGAGAAUGA